GAAAAAAGAAAACGUUUCUCCCAAAGAAAAAUCAAUAGAAAUCUCCCAACUGGCGUGGGCAGUCUGCCAGUCUCUCCCAGUCCGCAGGUGUUAGAAAAAAAAGUUUGAUUCAGAAAGUUGCCAUUGGAAUGGCGAUUUCCAUCUCUAGAGUUGGAAGAAGGCGUUGGAUUGGGCAAAGACCAUGGCGCAAUCGAUUCCCUUUCAGAUUCUCUUCCCGACGGCUCUUUCGUCUCACUAUUCUAUGCCUCGCUUUCAUCGCAAUUCUCCCUCCCAUUUACUUCCAUUUCAAGCUCAAGCGCUUUCAGCAGAUGCAACAAAGGAAGUGCAAAUGGCUGAAUCAUCCGCCUCUUGUGUGUGCUCAUGGCGGCGACUCAUCCAAGGCCUUUCCCAACACUAUGGAUGCUUAUAACAAAGCUCUUCGUUCUCAAGCCAACUGCAUUGAAGUUGAUGUUUCUCGUUCUUCAGAUGGAGUCUUAUUUGCUCUUCAUGACAGGGACUUGCAGAGGAUAACUGGAUCCAAUACUUCCAAAGUUGGAAAUUUUAGCAUGAAAGAGAUAAAAAAUCUUGGUGCUUUUUAUCAACACAUUCAUAAAUUGCUGGAUUUCAACAUUCCUACAGUUGAAGAAGCUUUGGUGCUAAUGGCAAAAUCAGUUCAGCAGGUGAUUCUAGACGCAAAGGUUGGACCACCGUCAUAUGAAAAUGGGCUUGCAAAAGAUAUCAUUUCUGUUGAAUCCUUUUUUUUUUUUUUUUUUUUAUUUCUAUUCACUUCUCAGAAUCAAGACUGCCAAACCUUCCAGCUCUAUGACCCCGCACUCCCCACCAAAGUACAAGGAAAGAUUUGGUGCUUGUUUAAAGCUAAUAAAGAUGUAAGGGAUAGGGUGGUUCUCAUUGAGUCAGUCGGUUGGGAGUUGGUGUCCAGAUUAUGUGGUGAGGGGACUGGGAAUUUUCAGGUCGAGAAGACAAAAUGUAAAAAUUGUCUUGUCUGGGCGAAGAGUGAUAGCUUAGCAAGGGACGUAAUCAGAUUAUCAUCGGAUAUUAAGGUGGGGUAUAUUGUAAUGAUGGACCCAACUACAGGGGAACGAACCAACUUGCUGAGAAUGAAAGCAGCCAAGGUGGUUGGUGUCUAUCAUCCUUUGAUUGAUGAAAAUCUUAUGCGAAUACUGCACAGGAGAGAUAAAAACGUGUAUGCAUGGACAGUUGAUGAUUCCGAUUCGAUGAAAAGAAUGUUAGCCGAGGGAGUAGAUGCUGUCGUUACAAGCAACCCGACAUUACUUGGAAGUGUAAUGCAAGAUACCAGAACUACAUGCCUUGAGAAUGGUUUUUCAUUAUCGUGAUAUCGAAAUCCAUUUAUGGAAGUACUUCAACUUCCAAACUCCUAAGCAAGCUAUUCUUUCUUUCCUUUUCCCUUUUAUUACCCUCCAACUUGUUCCUCAUAUCUUCUGUUGGCCUUGAGAAUGGUUUUUCAUUUUCAUCAUGGUAUCGAAAUCCAUUUAUGGAAGUACUUCAACUUCCAAACUCCUAAGCAAGCUAUUCCUUCUUUCCUUUUCCCUUCUAUUACCCUCCAACUUGUUCCUCAUAUCUUCUGUUGUUGUUUCUAACAAGAAAUACCCUCUGUUAGUCUUUCAUAAAUCAUAUAUAUAUAUAAUAUAUAUCUCAUACCAA
Molecule: messenger RNA, 1662 nt
Organism: Benincasa hispida (wax gourd)
Lineage: Eukaryota; Viridiplantae; Streptophyta; Magnoliopsida; Cucurbitales; Cucurbitaceae
Source: RefSeq, a predicted model, not a curated record